This is a messenger RNA of Sphaerulina musiva SO2202, 3297 nucleotides long. RefSeq lists its product as uncharacterized. The transcript is spliced from 2 exons. NCBI's taxonomy places the organism in Eukaryota, Fungi, Ascomycota, Dothideomycetes, Mycosphaerellales, Mycosphaerellaceae. Bases 94 to 2157 code for a protein of 687 amino acids. The record is from RefSeq and is a predicted model, not a curated record.
GGCCUCUGACCUGUCCGACUCGCUCCACCACCUCCCCUCAGCCUGCCCUGCCCGUCUUCCCACCUGAAUGCAUGCCUGAGGUCAGCCUCCAACAUGGCCGCCUUGACGGAUAGUGCCAGAGCAGACAUGGCAGUCAGCAUCACGACCUGUCUCGAUGCUACCAAGCAGGCCUUCUACGACGGCUCCGCCAUCCUCGACAAGAUCAAGAGAAAGCGCGCCCUGAAACGAGCCCCGCCCCCGCCGCGACUACUGGAGGAGAGCAUCGAUGCGGCCCCCGACGAGAUUGAGAAAGAGAAGCAGCGAGGACUGGCUCGCUUUGGGAAGGCCUUUCAAGAGGGAGACCACAUUGCCAUCAUUCAGUUGCAGCAGGUCACAAUACAGUUGCAGGCGAGUCUGCUGGAGAAGCUGCGCCACGCCGCCUUCGACGACGACUAUGCCAUUACCGACUUCACCUACCUAGUCGACGCCGCUGAUGGAGGAAGAGACAAGACCAUUGCCGUGUUGCACGAAUUCAAGCAGAGGCUGAUCCAUGGCACCUCGAGAGAAGACUUUCAUUCUCCCCACUCCAGCAGGACCGAGCUGGGAGUACACACACCCACACAAACACCACCACUGCAGCCUCCCGUCGCUGAAAUACCCCUCAAGUCACGAUCAGAGCGAACCCUCUCUCAGCCACAGCCCCCACUCUCCUUCCAACACCCAGCCCAGCGACCGAGUGAACUCAAAAAACAUCCAACAUGGCAGAGGGACUUUCGCGUGUCACCUUCCGACGACGGCGAUGCCACCUCGGGCGCAGAAGAAGUGCAAGAUGUACAGCAGCGACACAAGAAGCGAAACUCUCUCCUACACUUUUUGAAGCACACUCGUACGAACAGCACCACCGACAAGAACCUCCCGGAUGCUAUAGCAGAGGCCACAGCACCGACCAGCACCGCAUCAUCAACAGCAACGACAACAACGACAGUCCCUCUUGCCCUGCGUCCCUCGGAAGAUCUUGGGGCAAGACACUCUCACGAUAGACCUACGCGAGAUCGAUCCAACACAGCUUCUUCUCAUGUCACGAAUAACAACAAUAAUGGCAACAAUAGCACCGCCACCCGAGAAGCACGCUUCACCUACGAGGACUGGGAGGAUAAUCCGUCCGAAAUUUGGGGUGCUCGUCCCUCUCCGAACGAACGCCGGGAAACCCUUUCUCUCGCUCCCAACGCCACCUCGUCCAGCGAUAUCGAGAACUUCACCGCCCUCCAUCACGCAAUCUCCAAUACCAAUUCCCUCGCACCACCCUCCUCUCCCAACCUCACUCUGAAUGGCGUUCGCACAGCUAGUAUUGCCCCGAGCUUCGCCAGUUUCGGCGCCGGCAUGGCCGCAGGUCUUGGAGCCUCCAAUUCCCAUGCCUCUGGAGGAGCUGCAACAGCGCCUCAACCAUGCCCGGACAACGAAUUUCUCGGCCUCUGCAAAUCGUCCUGGAAACUUCAAAAUGGCGAUAAAAAGGGAGCCUUCACCGCACACAAACAAGUCGAGCCGUGGUCCCGUCAUCCGGGAGUAUACGCUGCCGCCCCCUACUUCCUCGCAUGUAACGCCAAAUCGUGCUUGUUCCGCUCCUCUCACGCUCACACCGAUGUCGAACUCAUCUGGCGGAGAGUAUUUACUUCCUCGGCAAAGGGCAUCAGAGUACGUUGGAGAUUUCUGGCAAAAUCACAUGUGGUGCAAAAAGUGGUCGUCAAAGGACAGUUUUCGUUCAAAUGUCUCUUUUGCGUGUUUCUCGGAGUCGUGCAAGGUGGAGGUGGUGUAUACCAUGGAAUCGAUUUGUAUCUGGAUCACAUCAAUUAUGCCCAUCGGGGCCAGAAAUUGAAUGACGUCGUGUUGUAUAAGACGGGUUGCGUGAUGGAUCGGGUCGCAGACGAUGGCGAGGAUUUUGACAUUAAUCUGUGGCCGGGGUAUGGGAACGCUGUCAUCCCCUGCGCGGGCAUAAAGGGCGAGGUGCAGUCACGUCAGAAAGACGGGACUGAAUGGUUGAGUGAUGAUCUAUUGAUGGGGGAUCCGAGCAAGAGUCACAAUGGAAGAGAUGACUCCAUGUUCUCUGCGAAUGAGCCGUGGAAUGAGGGGUUGAGCGACUUCCACUAUAGGGGCGAGUAUGAUCGGACCGAAUUGGAAUAGGAAUCUGAUCUGUACUCCAGUCAGCUACCUAUCGAGCUCUACCUUGACUUGCACAGGGAGAGCUACUGAACCGAAUAUGUCAACCGGUUGAUGGAACUAUGAACGCCAGAUUCGCAGGAUGCAGAGCUUCUCCCACCCUGCCGACUUCCCACUGGAAGACACAAUCUCGGCCUGCCAUGACCUCGGCCAGCUUCGAACCCUCCUUGCAACUUCCUCCGGCCUGUUCUGCUUGCACAGAAGAAUGUACGCCACUCCACGAUGGCUCAGCACUUCCGGGAUCUGUUCCAGCAGCCGAUCCGUCGUCUCCAUACCAUCUGCUCCUCCCGCAUACGACAAUGACAACAGAUGUGAGUCUCGAUCGAAGCGAGCCGUACGUGAGAGCGACUGGUAGUCCGACUGGUCGUUCCAUUGCGCUGGUAGCUCCUCUGUGGGCACGUACGGCGGAUUGAAGAUGAGCACAUCAACGGAACUGGGCCGGAGACAGGUGGUGAGGUCGCCGCAUAUGCUGUCGAGAAAGUUGGCAGUCUUUCCGGGGUGAGCGUCUUUGAUCGCGCCUUGUACCGUCUGUGCGGUGGCAGUGCAGGCGAAGGGAUUGACAUCCACUCCUAUACUGACUGCAUCGAUCCGUCCUAUGAUGUGAUUGGCAUUGGCUGUCGCAAAGGCCAGGACGACGCCAGAUCCCGGACCCACCUCGAGGACCAGUGGUGAUGGUGCAGUUGCUGGAAAACGGUUGUGCAGAAAGGUGGCCUCGGAACUGGAAGAGAGAGUGUCGAGGAGCAAGUACGAGUCUUCGGCUGGCUCGUAUAUGUGAGCAUAAUUGACGUGUGAUGUUGAUGGCGUUGGUAGCAUGGUGGCGGUGGUGGUGGUGCACUGAGAGUUGUUGUUGUUGUUGUUUAUUUAUGGGAGAUACCACUACUGUUUGGCGGGCAUUCGCAGGCGAAGAGCUUUUCCUUUGGGACAGAGGACCAAUCGCAGUCCUUGAAAUAUCGACAGUGACGUGCUGGGAGUUAUAGCGAGCGUUUUGAGCGUUUUGUUGACCAGCGUAUGGUGGUGAAAGGAAGGAUUUGUCACAUCAGGGUAGUCUGCACUUAUGGCCGAUGAAGUGGAGAUAUUGAGCUUCCCGCUGGUUGUCAUAUGCAA